Messenger RNA from Microthlaspi erraticum, 1017 nucleotides. NCBI's taxonomy places the organism in Eukaryota, Viridiplantae, Streptophyta, Magnoliopsida, Brassicales, Brassicaceae. The record is from the annotation of a GenBank genome assembly.
AUGGAUUUAACCAACAAGAUCAUCAACCUCAUCUUUUCUCCUUUAGCUUUGUACGGCCUUUUCGUCUUCUACCCAAUCUACCAGAGGCUAAAGUCAGCUGUCUCCAUCUACCGGAAUCUUUUCUCCGAAAAUGUGGCCGGAAAAGUGGUUAUCAUCACAGGGGCAGCUUCUGGCAUCGGCGAGGCUUUAGCAUAUGAGUAUGGGAAGAAAGGAGCGUAUUUAGCACUUGUUGAUAUAAGAGACGAACCUCUUUUCCAUGUGGCGGCUCUCGCUGAGCUCUAUGGCUCCCCUGAAGUCAUGCCCAUAGUUGCCGAUGUUUCCAAACACCAAGAUUGCGAGCGUUUUAUCCGAGACACGGUUCUUCAUUUUGGCCGAUUGGAUCAUCUAGUGACAAAUGCAGGAGUUGCUCCACUCUAUUUGUUUGAAGACCUCGAUGAUCUAUCAAAAGCUUCACCAGCUAUGGACAUAAACUUUUGGGGAUCAGUGUAUUGCACUUUCUUUGCUUCACCGUACCUAAAGAAGUCUAGAGGAAGGAUUGUGGUGAUUGCUUCUGGAUGUGGUUACAUUGCUUCACCAAGAUUGAGUUUUUAUUGUGCGAGCAAAGCCGCUGUGAUCGCCUUUUACGAAACAUUAAGAACCGAGUUUGGAUCGGAGAUCGGGGUAACGAUAGUAGCACCUGGAGUAGUUGACUCAGAAUUGACCCGAGGCAAGUUCAUGACAAAGAAUGGCGAACUUAAAGUCGACAAAGCUCUCAGAGAUGUGCAAAUGAACGUAUUGCCAGUGGAAUCAGCAGAGAGGUGUGCGAAAGCGGUAAUAAGGAGUGUGUGUAGAGGAGAUAGGUACUUGUUGGAACCGGCAUGGAUCGGUUCUGUAAUACUUUGGAAAGUGUUCUGUUCUGAGGUAACAGAUUCGUUGGGCCGGUGGCUAGUGAUGGCUGGACCAACAUUACCAAUGAAGAGGAUUCUUGAUCUAGUCAAUGCCCUAACAGUCUUCUUCUCUAUAUCUCAUUAUCAGUAA